This is a messenger RNA of Penicillium cataractarum, 1941 nucleotides long. RefSeq names its product arginine--tRNA ligase. Gene Ontology annotation, molecular function: arginine-tRNA ligase activity; ATP binding. The transcript has 4 exons. NCBI's taxonomy places the organism in Eukaryota, Fungi, Ascomycota, Eurotiomycetes, Eurotiales, Aspergillaceae. Gene Ontology annotation, cellular component: cytoplasm; mitochondrion. The coding region runs from base 1 to 1941 and encodes 646 amino acids. Gene Ontology annotation, biological process: mitochondrial translation; arginyl-tRNA aminoacylation. The record is from RefSeq and is a predicted model, not a curated record.
AUGGCCUCCGCCGAUUCCCUGACGGCCUCCGUCCAGGCCUUGACCCUGCAGUCCACCACCAAGACCUCCAAGUUCGCAGGAUGCUUCCCGUCGCUGAACCCGAUGGACAUCUACCGUGAGCACAUUGCGGAGGAAUUGGGUAAGGCCGCUGGUAUCGACCCCGAGUUGAUCUUCUCUCGCCUUGCAUGGACCAACACUUUGGACAAGGGUGACCUGUCCCUGCCGGUCGCCGCCCUCCGUAUCAAGAAGAAGCCCGACGAGCUCGCCGCGGAGCUGGCCUCCAAAUUCCCCGAGUCCGACCUCAUCCACCCUCCUACUGCCUUCGGCCCUCACCUGCAGUUCUUCUGCAAGGCCGGCCCUCUGUCCAACACCGUUCUGGGCCGUGUGCUCACCGAGAAGGCCGCCUUUGGUACCAAUGGCAACAUGGGCCUUAAGGAUCCCUCCGACCCUUCCAAGGGCCAAAAGAAGAUUAUCAUCGAGUUCUCCUCACCCAACAUCGCCAAGCCCUUCCACGCCGGACAUCUACGGUCAACGAUUAUCGGUGGUUUCCUUGCCAACCUUUACACUGUUAUGGGAUGGGAUGUCACCAAGAUGAACUACCUCGGUGAUUGGGGCAAGCAGUACGGUCUGUUGGCCAACGGCUUCAAGUAUUUCGGAAACGAGGAGGCUCUCACAAAGGACCCUAUCAACCACUUGUUCGAUGUGUACGUCAAGGUUAACCGCAUUGUCGGUGACCAGGAGGGCCCCAUCAAGGAGCUGAAGGAGCAGAUCAAGACUAAGAAGGAGAAGGGCGAGGAUUUCUCCUCGGAGGAGGCUGAGCUCGCCAAGCUCGUGGAUGCCAGCGAGGACGAGAAGGCCCGUCGGUACUUCAAGUCUAUGGAAGAUGGUGACCCGGAUGCCCUUGCUCUCUGGGCCCGCUUCCGUGAUCUCAGUAUUGCCAAAUACAAGCAGACCUACGCCCGCCUGAACAUUGACUUUGACGUCUAUUCUGGCGAAUCCCAGGUCAAGGCCGAGAGCAUGGCCACUGCUUUCAAGGCUAUGGAGAAGGCUGGUGUCACCGAGGAGUCCGAGGGUGCUAUUAUUGCCGACUUCACCAAGCACGGUGCUAAGAAGCUGGGCAAGGCUAUCAUUGUGCGCAAGGACGGCACCCCUCUGUACCUGACCCGUGACAUUGGUGCCAUCUUGGAGCGUGACGAGAAGUACCACUUCGAUAAGAUGAUCUACGUUGUGGCUGCCCAACAGGAUCUCCACUUGGCCCAGCUCUUCAAGGUCACCGAGCUGAUGGGUAACAAGGAUCUGGCCAGCCGCUGCCAGCACAUCAACUUCGGUAUGGUCCACGGUAUGAGCACCCGUAAGGGUACUGUCAAGUUCUUGGAUGACAUUCUGCGGGAUGUCGGUGACAAGAUGCACGAGGUUAUGAAGAAGAACGAGACCAAGUACUCACAGGUUGAGAACCCCGAGGAGACUGCCGACACUCUAGGUAUCACCUCCGUCAUGGUCCAGGAUAUGACUGGCAAGCGUGUCAAUGGUUACGACUUCAACCUUGACGCUAUGACCUCGUUCGAGGGUGACACCGGUCCCUACCUGCAAUACGCCCACGCUCGUCUCUGCUCCAUGGCCCGCAAGUCAGAGCUCAACAUCGACGAGCUGAACAGCGCCGACUUCUCCCUCCUUACCGAGCGCCACGCAGUCGACCUUGUCCGUCUCCUUGCCUCGUGGCCCGACGUUCUUAUCAACACCUCCAAGACCCUGGAGCCCGUUACCGUGCUGAGCUACCUGUUCCGCAUGACGCACAUGCUGAGCUCCAGCUACGAUGUCCUCAAGGUCAUUGGCAGCGAGCCCGAGCUGAAGAAGGCUCGUAUGGCUCUCUACGCUGCUGCCCGACAGGUCCUGAACAACGGUAUGCGGGUUCUAGGUCUCAACCCCGUGGAGCGGAUGUAA